This is a messenger RNA of Brassica rapa (field mustard), 13590 nucleotides long. Its product is annotated as flavanone 3-dioxygenase 3. Lineage: Eukaryota; Viridiplantae; Streptophyta; Magnoliopsida; Brassicales; Brassicaceae. The record is from RefSeq and is a predicted model, not a curated record.
AGAAAAGACUUAAUUCAAAAUUAUCUUCUAGAAGAUUUUAUAAUAUAGGUAUAAAUAUAUGUUAUGCAUGUUGCGUACUCUUUAGUAAGUAACAAUAACAAAAACGGAAGCAAACAGAAAAUGGAGGAAACAAAAAAGAGUUUGCUUGAUGAUUCUUUUACAAGUGCAAUGACACUAACCAAUUCAGGUGUGCCUCAAGUGCCUGACCGUUAUGUUCUUCCACCAGCGCAAAGGCCAGCUCUUGGUUCGAGCAUAGGAACUAGAGAUGAUACAACACUUCCUGUCAUUGAUCUCUCUCUUUUACACCAACCUUUGCUUAGAUCCCGUGCAAUCCAUGAGAUCAACAUGGCCUGCAAGGAGUUUGGUUUCUUUCAGGUUAUAAACCAUGGGAUACCAUCAUCAGUGGUUAAAGAUGCCUUAGAUGCAGCAACACAGUUCUUUGACUUACCUGUGGAGGAGAAGAUGCUUCUGGUGUCAUCAGACGUUCAUCAGCCAGUAAGAUAUGGCACAAGCAUCAACCAUUCAACAGAUAAAGUUCAUUACUGGAGAGAUUUCAUUAAGCAUUACUCACAUCCUCUAUCAAAGUGGAUCGAUAUGUGGCCAUCAAAUCCUCCAUGCUACAAGGAUAAGGUGGGUAAGUAUGCAGAAGCAACUCACUUGCUACAUAAGCAACUACUAGAAGCUAUCUCAGAAAGCCUAGGACUGGAGAAAAAUUACUUACAAGAACAGACUGAAGAAGGCUCACAAGUCAUAGCAGUGAACUGUUAUCCAGCAUGUCCUGAACCUGAAGUCACCUUGGGAAUGCCACCACACUCGGACUUUGGCUCGCUGACCAUCUUACUUCAGAGUAGCGAGGGACUCCAGAUAAUGGAUGCCAACAAGAACUGGGUAUGUGUGCCGUAUAUCGAAGGAGCUUUGAUCGUUCAGUUGGGAGAUCAAGUAGAAGUGAUGAGCAAUGGCAUAUACAAGAGUGUGAUUCAUCGUGUAACAGUGAACAAACAUGUCAAUAGGCUAUCUUUUGCAAGUCUUCACAGUCUACCUCUACACAAGAAGAUAAGUCCAGCACCUGAGCUACUCGAUGGAAACAAUGCAGCAGCCUACGGGGAAUUUAGUUUCAACGAUUUUCUUAACUACAUCUCGAGCAACAACGAUUUUCUACAGGAAAGAUUCAUCGAUACACUUAAGAAGAGCAGCUCCUGAAGAUUAUGUCAAACAAUUCAAGCUUACUAUAUAGUUUACAUAAAUUUCGUAGUCCAUAGUUGCAGCACUGUUGUAUCUACUCUAUGCAAAAAUCACCAAAGUUAUUGUAUAACAACAACCGAGUAAUUAUUUUCUGCAUGUAAAAAUAUACAUAAUCCGUUGUUUAAUAUAUCACAUAAAAUCAUAAUGAAAUUUCAUACUAUUUAAUUUCUUCUCCUCUCAAAGAAGACGGUGCUAAUCUUUAAAAAAUAUUGUUCAUAUUCAUAAGUAGAAAUUAAGAAACAAUUUAAUUUAUAAUGAUUCUGUUAGUUUAGCCAGCCAGACAUAUGUUGGAUGAACUCGUUUGAAAGAGUCAAGAAACAUCUGUGGUAAGAGUAUAUAUGUUUCCUGUUUCUUGCUGCUAUACUGGAUCUCAAUUGUUCUCACAAACUAUGUAUCCCUACAAGUCCUAAGGAGUCCAAUUAUAAACAACAGUAUUGCUGAUUAUCAACCAAAGUGUAUCGGAUUUGUCAAUAUGGUAGAAAAGCAGAUCGCACAAUAUAAUAAUCAUCAGAUACUUACAGAAAAUUAACAAGGAUGGUACAGUUUCCUCCGCCGACUAGUUAACGUCGCUCGUAAACUAUCCACUAAAGCUCUCUAACUACGGCCUUCGCCUCUCGAUUCCGGGGGCGAUUUCUUGUUGUUUUUUUCCUUGUUCUUCUAACCGUUUGUAGAUUUUUUUUCUAUUUUGAAGAUUAUCUUGAUCAGCUUCGGCUUUUCAUUUUUUGACCGUGACUAUUUUAUCUUUCUUCUCGCAGUUUAGCUCUUUUAACCACAGAUAAUUUACUGAUGUUUUAAAUUUUAACCAUUUAGAAAUUUUAAACGAACCAUCACUUCCAAAAUGGAAUCAAGGACUAAUUUAAUUUUACAUAGGCGAAAAAAUUAACUCAUUUAAAAUAUUGUUGAAAGUUGUAUAUAGUUUAUUACGUGAAACAAAUUUCUUUAAAAACUGCAGGAGGAUAUAAAAUAUACGGAAAUGAAUUUUAAUUAUAGAUAGUUAUUUUGUAAACUAAUUUUUUUUUUUAAAAAAAAUUAAUUAUUGAUAUUACAUAUACGAUUUUUUUUCUUAGUAGAUUUUGAUGUUAACAUAGUCAUGUUACCGGAAACUGCUUUUUCUACUAAUUAUACUUUUUGCCAUAAAGAUAUAGAUGUCCGGUUCGCUGUGGAAAGAAAGUUUAACAAUUUGUUCUUGUCUUUCGCAGAUGUCAAGUUUUAAUCUUAGCAGCUGCGAAAUUUUUUUUUUAACAUGUUCCUUCCUCUUGGGCAAAGAAGUUAUGGAUUUUGACCCGGAACUUUUUGAAUUAAAAAAGAUCAUUGUCAUGUAACUUUAUGCAUUUGUGCUUUUUACAAAUAUAAUGAUAAAUUUACUAUGUGCAAAAAAGAAAGAAAAAUUAUCUAAAGGACAAAUAGGAAAAUCAUGCGAAAUAUAUAAAAGCUUUAGGGGAAAUAUGCAAAAUAUUCACAAAAUCUUAUUUGAUUCGUGUAUAUCACAAACAAAAUGAUAAUGAACGUGUAAAUUAUAUCCUGUAACUUACAAAUCAGUUUGACCUUAAGAGAUAUUAAUGUAAAAAUGAUACUUUACAUAUAAAAUAAAAUAAAACUUAGUAUAUAUACGUAUCGCAAAUAAAAUGCCGACGCUUCUUUUUCAAAAAAUAAAAUAAAAUGCCGACACACGUUUUCAAACACGUAUAUGCAUUUUCCAUGCAUGCGAGUUCAUGCAAAUUAUAUGGAAUUUUUAUCAUUUAUUUUUAAAAUAUUUCUUGCUGGAUAUAUUAUGUAACUAUGCUUUAAAUGAAAUAUAAUAUGAAAAUAAUUGCAUUUUACAAAUUUAAGUAAAUGAUUAUCUUAUAAUAUACAGAGAUUUAUUUAUUAAAAAAUAUACAUAUAUUAUCAAAUAUCUAACUACUUAUAUAUUUUAUUACAUUCUACAUUGUCCAUAGCUAGCUAUAACUUAUAAUCUUCAGAAAUUUCAGCUAAAACAACCCUAAAUUAUUGAUUAUUUUACUACAUCACUACAAAAAAAAGAUCAAUUUAAAUCAUUUAUUUUUAAUAUUUGCAUUAGUUAUAAAUGAUGUAAAAGAAUUUCGCAUCACUUAAAAAAAUGACUCUGAAAGUGGUGAUGCAAAUAAUUUGUAUCAUUUCAUUAAUAAUUGAUGUAAGAAAUAAUAAUAUUUUCAUCAUUUAGUUUUAGUGAUGUUAAAAUGUAACGGUUAUAAACAAUGAUGUUAACUCUUAUAUCAAUUGAGUUAAAUGAUGUUAGUAUUGGUAUCAAUUAAACUAAUCGACUUAAAUUAUUUAAAUCAUUAUUAACAACUGAUGUGAUAUAUUUUUAACAGUUAAAAUAAUUUAUUACAAUUAUUAUAUAAUUUAUUAAUAAUAAUAUUAAAAAUUAAAUGGAUUAGCAGUUGUCCCAUUUAUAAUUAUCUAUUUAAAAUACUGCCAUCGCUUGUACAAUGUUUAAAUUUAUCUCAAUAAAUAAAAAUAAAAAUCUUUUAAUUAAGCAUUUUUUAUUUGUUUGUUCCUGUGAAAAUUUAACGAAGAAGAAAAGGAGAAGCCUCACAAAUAAGACUGGAAAAUGAAUUCAAAGAAAGAAAGAAAAAAACUUGUAAAAAUAGUUAAAAGAAUUGGCCAUAGCAGUUUCUUCAAUAAAUUCUUCUUCUUCUUCUUCUUCUUCUUCUUCUUCUUCUUCUUCUUCUUCAUUUUGUCUUCAAUUGGCCAUGGAAAAUGAUAAUGGCGUGGAGCUUGUUACUCCUAAGUAGCAGACAACAAAGAAACAUGAUCAAAUCCAAUUGCUUCUGAAACCUGACAGAACAACAGUGCCAAUCUUUAGGACAUAGAGUUAUGUGAUUCAUUCCAAAUGUUAAAAUCUUUAUACCAAGAACCCUAGAAACUUCCUGUCUCAUCAUCUGCAGUACACUAGCAUCAGCGUGUCUGUCUAUAUAUAUAUACACUUAGACGUCAUCACAAUCUAAGAUCCUGACAAUGUAUGGAGAAAAAGGAAAUAAUACCUAUCAAGAAUUUUUCAUCAGAUUUUUAAGAAAAGCAAAAUCUUCCUUUCAAAUCUUCUAUAAACAGAAACACAAUCAUAAUCAUCAUGAUUCAUAUAAGAAUACUUGAUUCAUGUUGAGAAAAUGCUUUUAAUCAAAUAACAGAGAACAAAAAAACUGAUGAAAGAGAUUUGAGAGAGUGUGACGAAUAGGAAGAUCUUCACAGAAAAGAAUAAUAACUACUUCUCUAAUUACAUUGGGUUUAAGUGGUUUACACUAUUUGAACUUGUAAUGGUGGUUCCUAUUUUUGGGGGAUUGUAACAAUCACAUUUGCUACUUUUUAAUAGUUAUGUGUUUAUUCUAUAAUAAUAUUGUAGUUUUACAAAUUUUGUUCUCGAUAUAAAUUAUUUUUUUACUAGCUCAAAUAUUUUAACUGAUGCAAAUUAAAAUAAAAUAACAUCAUUUUAUUAAAUUGAUGUUAAAGAAAAGGAUUAUUAUAAAUUUUUGUUAGCAUCAGUUUUCUAAUUGAUCUAAAUUAUGUAUCAUGUUAAUAACUGAUGUUAACUAAAAUAAUAAAUGCAUCAGUUAUUUAAUCGAUAUAAAUUUAUAUGAUAGCAUCAAUUUCAUUUAAGUGAUACAAAUUAACAAAAAAAAAUAUCAUUUUUCUGAAAUGAUGUUAAAUUAAUUAAUAAAACAUCAGUUAUUAUAAUUGAUUUAAAAAUAGGUAUAUUCACAUCAUUUGUAAAUAAGUAAUUUAAAAUAGCAUCAUUUAUUUUUGUGAUAUAAUUUAUGUGAUGUAAUUCACACUUUUUUUUGUAGUGCAUAUAACAAUAUAUACGGAUUUAAUACUUCUCCUCAAAAACAAACAGGUGUCAUUUUUUAAGAAUUAAUACUAACUUUCUGUGAAUCCAAACUGCAGAUAUUUUUUUACAAAGAAAAAGAGUUAUGGCACAAAUUUCAAAUGACAAUACCAUAUUUCAAUGAGAAAAUUCGAAGUUUUACUUAUAGUGUUAAAAUGUAUAAACCGGUCCGCCAAACAGAACAAGAAUCGAAAUAUAAAUAGCAUAGAAGAUUCGCAUAAUAUUAAAACCAUUUACUAGCUAGAAGAUCAAUGAUGCAAUGUAAUAAACUGAACAGUGAACACUUAUCUACAACUGGCUUACCUUUUAGAAAUUGUAGCUCUGAUCACUUGGUCUUGCAAAUAUGUAAACUACAUGCCAAUUCAAGUUUAGUAACUCACACAACAAACAAACAAACAAAGGAUCAAUUGUUAGAUAUUAAAAUUUCAUGCUCACAAUCAGUUUUCCAGCGAAAACUAUAUAAUAAUCCAAUUAAUAAAGUUAAACAUCGAGGAUGAACAGAACAAAAAAAUCUUCAGUUCCAAAUUAUGCAAAACGGAUUAAAACCAUUCUUAGAAUACUUUCCUCCGUCUUUAUAAAAAAAACGCAAAACAUAUUUAUUUUUACUCUGCAUGCAACUGUAUAAAUCAUAGAUAGAACAUAAAAUCAUAUAUGCGUAAGAAAGAUCGGAUAAACUAAAGGAGCAGAAACUUUUUUUAAAAAAGGAGACAGAAACUUAAAAUAUGAAUGGAGUUUGUUGAAGCUAAAUUGCGAAAUCUCCAGCUCGGACUUGAUAUACAUUCAUCUGAGCAUGACCAAUGUCUAAGUACAUACCUACAUGCAUAAAUAUAUAUUUUUUUUUUUUGCUAACCGAGUAUCCUGGCCCCACCGAGGUGGUCCAGACUAGAGACCGAAGUGAACAAGGACGCUGCCAGGGCGUCACCAUGUGGCUCACCGUGUAACGGUCUUCGGUCUCGGAUGCUGCAGCCCAUAUGUAAAUUCCGCAGUGGCCAAGGCUCGAACCCAGGGGCGGGCACUCCAGCUGGAGCUCCUAUACCACUAGACCAAAGCAACUUGGUUGCAUAAAUAUAUAUACAGGCCUGAAUCAUUAGUUUUCGAGAUAUAUAUAUAAAUGUAUGGAAAACAACAGGCGUGCAUGAAUCUAUUUCUGUAUCAACGGUGCAAAGUGUACAAGUUGAUCGAAAUCUGUUUGUAUUGUAUAAUCAAAAUAAGAUAUAUUAAUAUAAAUCACGAAUACGUUUUGGCACUUAUAUAUGCGUCAUCAACCAAUAGGGUUGUUAGCAUAGAGGUCAAAGAAAAUAUUUGAUUUUAUAUUUGUAUGGUUUAAUCAUUAAUAGUUAACCUAUUUGACCAUGGGAAAUUAAAUGCCUACAUGCAUUAUAGUCUGUGGAUUUCAAUGCACAGAACCAGCUAAAGGAUUUCGCAACUUUCGCUUUCAUUUAUUUUUAUUUGUUUCGAUAUAAGUACAUGAUUUAAUUCGUGUAAAAACUUGAUUGGAAUUCCCAUUCGAGAAAAAACUCAAUUAUGUAGCUAUAUAUUGUCGGAAAUCAGUGUAUAAAUUUGGAGUUUCGAUUAAAAAAGAGAGAUAAAAUUUAUGAAUCCUAACCCUAAAUAAAAUUCAAACUUCUAAAUGUAUAAGGUUUAGUUGAGAUUUUUCUGUAAACGAAGCAAAAGACGUAAUUUGAUCAGUUAAAUCGAAUGUAAAAAAAUAUAAGCAUAGAGCUAAGUUUUACUAUUUAGUAAACUGAACCCAAAUAUUUUAUUUUGUAUUUUUCUACACGUAUACACCAAAAAACGUGCACAUUUAAAAAGUUUUAUCCAAAAAGCUGUGAUAUUUAUGAUAUUUUCUGCUGAUCAAUUGAUACUGGCGACAUUGUUUUAAAACAAAUUUUAUCAUUUUGAUCGGUAUAUCAUCUUCAUUCUUCAAGAUUGUACCUUUUCAAUAUUUAAGAUACUCUAACACAAACCAUUUAAAAUUUGACAAACAUAGUAUAAAUCUAGUGAAUGAUGGAACUAGAUACGUCUGGAUAACUAUAUUAGUUAUUUCGUACAUCGCAUAUUAAAUUGUCAAUAUACAAUAAUACAAAGAACCAAGCAAUACGGUUCAAGUGAAGACGUAAGUGACAGCACAAGUUUUGUCUAUUUUGGUAAAAGAAAAAUGAUACUAUAAAUACAGCAUCUGUCGUUUUGUAGACUGAAUUUCAACAUGCAAAAAGUAAGUAUUUAAUGACUUUGACGCCAUACAUGUUAUAAUAAUAGAUUCUACUUACUUAUUGUUCUUUGUUUGAGAAUCUUUCCAAAACAGGAACAGCCUACGGUAGUUUUGAGCAAACCACUGUCCACAUCAUGCUACUAUUUAAUUUAUUUAACAUAUAUUAUAAAAAAACGUUAGGGCAUCUCCAACCACAAACACUAUUUUAGUGUUAAAACCACACUAUUUUAGUGUAAUUUCAACACUAAAACCAAUGUCUUCUCCAACCAUAACACUAAACUUCACACUAAAACUAUUUUAUAAUAUUUUAUAUAUUAAGUUUUUUAUUUAUCAUUUAUUUAAUUGUAUGUUUUAGUAAUAAAAUAAGUGAAUAGUAUUUUAGUGAAAUGAAUAGUGUUUUAGUGUGGUGAAUAGUGUCACACCAAAUUUGGUGUCAAAUUUUAGUGUUGCACUAAAAUGGUGUGAUUUUUACAGUCCCAUUGGAGAUGAUUUGGUGCAAAAGUCACACUAAAAUAGUGUUUUGCAGUCCCAUUGGAGCUGGCCUUAGUGAGUAGCAAAAAAUAUUUAAUUUGUUUACUGACAGAUAGAAUACUACUCUCAAAUGCUUUGAACCCUGAUUUAUUCGCGGGUUUCUGAACGUAACGUAACCCUUAUCCCAUUUUGUCUCAUGACGAAAAGCGUUAGAUUCAAGACCAUUUAUUUUAAUCAGAGAGUUCGAGUCGAAUUUUCUAUUAAAUUUUGAUAUAUCAGAAACAUUAUAUAAAUUUGAACCCUAAUCUGAAUGAAAGAACUAUAUACCUAAAACAAAACAAGCACUUCUUAUAUUCCAUAAAAUAUUUAUAGUCCAAGCUUCGGCCAGAAACAUGCUAUGAUAUAAUCGUGGUAUACGUCAAUCUAGUGGCGGCAUGCAUUCAACGAAUCAACCGCUUUUCAUUCCUUUAAGGUCCCAAAUUUUCAAUAUUAGAUUUUAGAAAACAAAAUCGGUAUAAUAUAUAUUAUUAACAAAAUAGUCAGCUGGUAGAUGUAAGCCCUUUUUCAAAAAAAAAAAAAAAAAGUCAGCUGGUAGAACUUAUGAGUUAUAUUCUGAUCCGAUAAAAUUCAAAUUAUGAUGAUUCAGUUGGGCUUAAAUUAAAAUAUGAAUGUGAAUAUCUGCAUGAAUUUUUAAAUGGGCUUUACUAAACUCUGGAAGCCCAAAAUCUCGACUAACUUUGAUUUCGGAAUAAUUCCUACCGGUGAAUACCCAAAACGUUCUUAUAUUGUGCUAGUCCGCCUAGUCGUUGUCUCAUCUCAGCCUUUUGGUGAUACUUUAGUAUCUUUGUAGUUUAUGUGACCAAACUAAUCCACUAAAAUAGCUACUUUACUAGAGUGUAUGAUUUUCCCCCUCAAAUGUAUUAAGUCUAUGAUAAGUAUAAAAAAUAUUUAUCUAAUAGUUCGUUAUUUCCUUGGAUUCACUAACGCAAAUGGUGUUUCCACAUUUACAUGGAUGUUGAGUACAAAAAGAGUUAAAGAGCAAGUCAGUCAAUGGAUCCAGUUGACACCAAAAAGAUAGUUCGUAGUUUCAAAAUUAUAACACCAAAUUACUAACUGGUGAUCCUGGUUGGGACAAAGAUGACUAUCAAAUUCAAAACAACGUGAAACCAAUGAUCUCGAAUUCUUUGUUUAGAUUUUUAUUGAAUAGCGAGUCAUGAUAUGACUGGAUGUAUUGGACGGUGGCAACAUUAUAGAACAAUACAGUUUUGUGAAAAUGAAAGUAAGAUUUGAAGGUAAUUGAUGGACUUGGGUCAGAUACAAAAAAAAUACGGCUGGAUUUGGACCAGCUUUGUGGACUGAUAUGUGUUCUAUAAUUGCAAUUCUUUCUAUUUUUAUAUAUUUUGUAGAUUAAAAAAUAAAAUGUGGGACUCUUACGGAUCCGUAGAAAGUUGUACACCAGCCUUUGCGUUUGACAUCUAAGGUAUAGUAUUAAUAAUACAUUGUUUGACCAAAAAAAAAAAUAAUACAUUAUUUGUAUAGUACCAAUAUAACACCCUGAUGGCAUCAUCAAAUGAUAUUUACCAUUGUAAUAUCUAACACUGUCUUUAACAUUUUAAUGGGUGGAGUUAUUUUGCGUAUUCAUUAUGUGUGAGUGGUUAUAGUCUUAUAUAGGUUUAGACUAAUUAAAGUCGUAAUACUCUGAAACUAAUCUGCAUAUGUCCCUUACAUUAAAAUAUUUCCAUUUUCAGCUAUAAAGAUUAUGAUCUACUUUUGUUUAAGAAACUAUUAUGGUCUAUUUCAGUUAAAAAAAAACUAUUAUGGUCUACUAGACCACUAAUAAUAUAUUUACUAUUUAUUAAGGUUAAACAGUACCAUAAAAAUAAGUUUGCACAAAAUUUUGAUAUGCAUUAAUAAUCUUGAUUUUGUUUCAGCAAAUUAUAUAUCCUAUCUCUUUGACAGCAAUUGUAUGAUUCUCCGUCUAGUUUGCACUUAACAACUUUUUUUUACUCAUAGAUUGUCGUCUCUAAAUUCGAUUUUUUUUUCUUGCAUUAUAAUUAGUGUGAAUUGGUUUCAAUCCUCAAUUAAGUAACACAUCAUCAGCAUUUAUAACUUGAAACUGCGUUUUCACAUUUAGCGAUAGUUCGCAAUUAAUUGGCCUGAAAAGAAAGAGAGAAGGAAUCAAGUAAUCAUUUGGAAGUAAAGGGGGAAAAAGGAUCAAAUGCAAUAAUUUAAGUGGUUGGUGAAAGGAUAAAGAAAAAAAAUUAGUCAACAUGAAGGAAAAUAUUGAGGAAAAUGGACCCCUUUUAUUUUCAACAAUUCGCCUUUGUUGCUUGUAUCUACUUGGGCAAAACUCUACGAAGUAUCAAGUCCCCAAGAAAAUAAUGAAACUAUAUUUUGUUCUUGAUGACGAUUAUAUUUAGACAUUUGGCUCAAUUAUUUUCUACAAUAUUAGAGAACGCUUGUUUUAUUGUUAGUUUUAAUGUAGAUUCGUUUUUAAAACCAUCUUCAAUCCACCUCUAUUUUAAUCUUUAUAUUUUCCUCUAAAAUAGAGAAACUUUAUUAUAUAGGUGGAUUUGCUCCAAUGUAUGCCUCUAUGAUAGAGUUCCUCUAUUUAUAGGGGAAAAUAUAUAGAUUUGUUAUUUUCAUCUUUAAAUAUAAAGGUAAAAAAUAGGAUUUCUCUAUAUUUUCCUCUAAAAUAGAGAAACUCUAUUAUAAUGGCAUACAUUAGAGUAAAUCCACCUCUAUAAUAAAAAUCUCUAUUUAAAAAAAAAUAUAGAAACAUACAUUAAAGAUGCUCUAAUGCAUUGAAAAAGUAUCAAUCAUUGAAAUAUAAGAAAAGUGCCAAUAAUGAUUAGAAAUAUGAAUAAUAUAACAUAUUACAGUUAUAUUUAGAACAAACAAAAUUCAAUGUGUACACACAUAUAUAAAUAAUAUUAAUUAUAACUAACUCAAAGCAGUUGAAACAAAAAUAAACUAAGUUGUAAAAAUACUCCUUGAUUCAGUUUUUCUUCCAAUCAACCUUUUCUUUACCAAAGGCUUCAAAUCCAAUGUUUAGGUCGUACAAACGCAUAGAAAUGUAUGUAACUUUUGACGCAAUUUGAAUUAGUACAUUUUAAAAACAUUACUAUUAUUUAUCUGUAAAGUAGAAGGCCAAACGAAUCAUUUGCAAUAUUUUUCAAAUUUUAAAAGAAAGUGAGUAGAAAAGAACAAGUGUGGGCUAUUGGGUCAUGGGAGGAGAACUUUCUUUAUUACCAAAUUAGGUAAAAUAUCCCAAACAAUUCCAUUUUUCAUGUAAGCUUAAUGUCACUAUUCACAAAAUUCGCAAAUUUCUAUUUCUGUUAUAAUGAUUGUUUAUUUGAUGCCUUGCUACAUAUCUUUCGAAUCAUAUGUAAAUAAUCAAUCUUAAGUUUUAAAAAAAAUAACUUUAUAAAACUUAAAAAGAAAAAACUUAUACAUCUUCAAACAAUCUUAAAGCAUUUUGUUGAGAACAAUUGUGAAUAAUCUUUAAAGGCAUUUUCAACCCCACUCUAUUUUUUACUCUAAAAUAGAGUUUAGAGUAAAAAUGCUCUAAUGGUACUAUAUUUCUUCUUUAUAAUAGAGUAAAAAUAGGUUUAAUCCAAAUAUAGAGUAAUUUAUUUUUUUUUUUGUUCAUCACUCUAUUUUAUACUGUAAAAUAGAGUACCACUGAAACAAAUUCAAACUCUAUUAUAGAGUUACUUUAUUUUAGAGUAAAAAUUAGAGUAAGCCAUUGAAGAUGGUCUAAUUAUAUAUAUAUAUAUAUAUAUAUAUAUAUAUAUCAAAAUAUACCAUAUGGGCUUAUGGAUAUUCAGAUGUACAGAUUAAAUAUUAUUUUAUUCCCUUCUUUUUCAAUCAGUUGACCUGUCACACUAUACUUGAAUUCGUAACUGAUCGCGAUAGAAGGUAAUCAAAUCAACACUAACUUGUUUUUUUUUGUCAAGAACACUAACUUAGUUAAUCAAACAUCUCAACACAAAUAACGAGCUAUUAAUAAGAACUAGGGAUUUUUCCGGGCUACGCCCGGAGUAUUCGUAUAAUUUUAAGUUAACUUAAAAAGGUUUAUAUUUAUGAACAUAAGCCGUGUAUAUGUAUUACAAUCGAACAUAACGUUAAAUUCAUUAAAAAAUUAAAAUUUGGUUGUAUGUACGUAUUCAUUGUCUUGUAUAUAACAAAUUUAAAAUCAUAUAUAUAUAGGAUAAUAAGUAAGAUGAGUAAAAUCUAACAAAAUAUGGUUAUCAUUUAAAUACAUUUUGUUUUUUUUUUUGCAUAAAACAAUUGUAAUAUUUACAACUGAUUUAAACUUUGUUUCACUAUAUAAUCAUUGAGUUCUAAUACCAAAUUGAACAGUUUCUUAAUAUAAAUAAAUUGAAUCAAAAAAAUUGAUCCAAACGUAAAAUAAUAUCAUUGUCCAAACCAGACCAAACUAAAGAACAAAAAUUUUAAACGAACCAUUACCAAAACUUGAUAUUUAAAUUAUAUUAAACCAACAAGGACGCUAAAUUAAGAAUCUCGGCCUUUUCUAAAAGACCUUUGUCUUUUUUCUUAUGUUGGUUUGCAGUUUUAAUGAUUCUUUGUUAUAAUAACUCUAGUGACUGGAUUAAGAUAUGAUUUUGGAGCUGACUGGGAUUAAGAGAUCUAAGGACGUUGCAGGCAAAAAAACUGAGACAUACCCUUGCUUGCAGUCUCCGUACUGAGAAUAUCGUUCAAGAAGGGAAGCCAUGAAACAAAGCAUAUUACGGAGAUCAUAUUUAAUUGUUUAGCUAAGAAAACUAAAUAAUAAAAAUGGUGGUUGAUUGUUUUGUACAAUUUAUUGUUCUAAUUGGCAAUCAUGUUGAAGGAAAAAAAUUAAACAGACAAAUUCUACUAUUUUCUUUUAAAUUCUUCAUGGAACCUAAAUAAGAAAGAGUACUCAAUAAGAAAAACAUAAAUUAAGAGAAAGUACAUAUAUUUUAUAAUUGCAUUACUGUAAAAAAAGUUUAGCAUAAUUAAAGAUUAAGAAUAAUAGUUAUAACUUUAUUAGAUUAGAGUGUAUACAAUCUUUCUCGUUCCUUCCAAGUUUUAUUUUGGUAGUAGUUGAAAAUUAUAGUUAUAGAGAUGUCCGUCAGAAAAAAUUAAGACAAUGCAUAUACUUGUAUGAACUUAUAAUCUUACAUGUGACAAUGAUUUGACCCCACUUCUUCCCACCACACCUGGCUUCUUUCUUCUUCUUCCUGCCAGCUCCAACAUCUUUCGUUUUCUCUCUUCUCUGCCAUCAACAACUUCUUUCUUCUUCUAGCCACCCUCUGUUUUCUUCUCUCCAACUUCCCUUCCUUCUUUGUCUCUUUCUCCUGCAGCCGAGACUUCUUUCUUUAAGGCGGGAGGGGUGGCACAGUCUUUGACCAGAAGAAGAGAUUGAUGGUUCAUUGAGUUUUUGGCCAGUAAAAGCACAAGUUCUUUAACAUCCAUUGUUCCUUUGACAGUACCAUGUCUUUGGCUGCAUCAAUAGCCACCGUUUCGAUCCCUAACUCAAAUAUGUAAUAUACAUUUAUUAGCAUUAGAAGUUACUUUUAGAUUUAACUUGGAUUAGAAUAAUCUUAAAUAGUGAUGCUUCCUUUCAUGAGCACAAUUCCUCUACAUAUUCAGACAGAGAGACUCACUCAUCAACACCACUCUCCAAACUAAAAUUAAGCAGAUAAGGAAGCCAAUUAAUAUAGAGCUCUUACAUUUUCUGACGGACGAUUCCUUCUGCAUAAAAAGGAUCCAGCAAAAGGCUUUUUCCUUCCAUUUUCUAUGGUCAAUAGAAACAGAACAAUAAAAAAAAAAA